AUGGAGCGCUUAUGCCGUCCACAUGACGACGUUAUCGCCCCCGCCCUGCUCGGGGAUUUACUGCUGAUUUGGUUGUGCGCUCGAGCCACAGCCCCUUAUGGUGAAGUUUUCAACAAUCGAGCCCUCCGGGCUCUAUACAUCUGGAUGUUUAUCAGCAAGUUCAUCAAGCUCCUGGGCCACUAUAUCCGAUAUCCUGUGGACUGGAUCCUGUUGCCCGUCUCUAUCCUCUUUGGAUAUUUCCACGGCGCAAUCAAGGUGUAUGCUGUGAUGACAUUGAAUGUGACCACUUGGGGUAGCCGUGACGGUGCCGACGACUACGACGCCGAGCGUAUGAAGAAACUCACCGAUGCCGACCGCAGAAAGCAGCCAUAUUAUCCCAGCUACCUUACCAAUUAA
Penicillium chermesinum is the source of this 396-nucleotide messenger RNA. RefSeq lists its product as uncharacterized. NCBI's taxonomy places the organism in Eukaryota, Fungi, Ascomycota, Eurotiomycetes, Eurotiales, Aspergillaceae. Bases 1 to 396 code for a protein of 131 amino acids. The transcript is spliced from 2 exons. The record is from RefSeq and is a predicted model, not a curated record.